AAAAAUGACGUAGGCAGUUUGUUUUGCUGCUGCCGGGUGUUGGAAGUGAUGUGUCACGUUUCACUAAUAAUAAUCAUUAGUCAGCAGAUCGGGCAGUUCCUUUGUGCUGACGGGUCUGCGUGUGACUGAGUGACUGAGUGUGCGCAGGUUGACCGGAUGCAGUGCUUUUGAAAUGUGCAGCUCUGCCCUCUGAGGGACGCGCGGCUCUGCUUGUGUCUGCGCUGAGCCGCCACGGUCCGUCUCACGAUGGCGAUCAACAAGACCUACGUGAGCGUCGCAUACUCCUCGCUCGGCGUGGUGCUGGGGGUCUCUGCCUUCCUGGUGUGGAACAUCGUGUACAGGCAGCCGUGGACCGGAGCCAUGGGGGGUCUGUCAGGUGUGUUGGCCCUGUGGACCUUGAUCACUCACGUCAUGUACCUGCAGGACUACUGGCGGACGUGGCUAAGGGGCCUCAAGUUCUUCUUUUGCGCUGCGGUUUUCUUCUCCCUGCUGGCCGUCGUGGGCUUCAUCGCUUUUCUGUCCCUUGCCAUCAGCAGGAAGCAGUCUUUCACUGACCCCAGGAGCCUUUACCUGUCGGCUGUGUGGAGCUUUAUGAGCCUGAAGUGGUCUUUCCAGCUCCUCCUGGCUGCUAAACGCUACCGCAAAGAAUUUGCUGACAUCAGCAUCCUGAGUGACUUCUGAACACACUGCCCGCUCCUACAGCUACUCCUCAGAGACUUAGGAGUACAAUCACCAGCUGGGUGUCUGGCUUGAAUAUGUGUUGGGGUCAUUUAGACGGAUCUGCAGGAAGUUAAAAAAAAUAUUUCUCUUUUAAAAGGACGAGUACUCUUAUCUCAGUUACUUUCCUCAAUAUAAGAGGACUUGUGUUUAGUCUAGCACUCGUCUUUACAAUCCCGAAUACACUGACUCUUUGGCUUGUAGAAAUUUAAUUAUUUGUUCACUUCAGCCUUUUUUUACCUUCUGAUACUGGAAUUUCAACACACUGUUGUGGAAAUAACAAGUUACAGUUUCACUCUCCAGCCACUAGAGGUCAUCACUCUUCCAACUAUGACACAGUUUGGAUCUCUGUAUGUAAACCUGACUCAGUGGUUCACUUAUCCAUGUUGCAUAUUGUGGCUCAUCUGUCCUACAGGGUGAAUAAGGUUCUGUUGAAGAUCGUUUAACUCCCAGCACUGCUUAAACAGUGAAUGAAAGACUGAAACAGUGGUGGUCAGGCUAAAAUGAUAAUUUCCAAAAAUUCUAGAUAUACAAAUAUAAGCGCCAUGUGUCCCACUUCACGGGGGGUUUUAAUGUAAAGGAGUUUUGUAUUGUUUAUAUUAGUAUGGGGAAAAAAAAGAGAAGAUUCCAAGUUUGUUUUUUGUGUUCUCAAGUAUUCAUAUUAAUUUGCCCUUCUCAUUUUUAUGGACACUGCUUCUGUUGUUUAAUAAUUUCCCAUCUUCCCUUUAAGCGUCUGUCUUUUGGAUUCAUCUCGCUCAACUAAUCCAAAGCACCGUGGCAUUACACACCCCACAUGUAUCUGUCAACUGAAUGUAGCACUCUCUUUUUGUACACGUUUGUCUGGGAGAUCUGUUAAUAAAAAGCAUUUUUUUUCACAACUACAGGGUAUUGUGUGUUGCAAUAAAGUGGACAACAAGCGUU
Molecule: messenger RNA, 1638 nt
Organism: Fundulus heteroclitus (mummichog)
Lineage: Eukaryota; Metazoa; Chordata; Actinopteri; Cyprinodontiformes; Fundulidae
Product: heme transporter hrg1-A
Exons: 3
Coding region: 247-681 (144 amino acids)
Biological process (GO): heme transport
Cellular component (GO): plasma membrane; lysosomal membrane
Molecular function (GO): heme transmembrane transporter activity; heme binding
Source: RefSeq, a predicted model, not a curated record